Molecule: messenger RNA, 2786 nt
Organism: Pseudophryne corroboree (corroboree frog)
Lineage: Eukaryota; Metazoa; Chordata; Amphibia; Anura; Myobatrachidae
Product: zinc finger protein 665-like
Exons: 8
Coding region: 131-2662 (843 amino acids)
Source: RefSeq, a predicted model, not a curated record
ACACACAGGAAGUGAGUUUUCAUCGGUUGCUGCAGCCUCCCAGUGUCCGUGGAGAUCAGACAUUCCAGCUGUGAGGAACCAGAGUCUUUAUUACACGUCACAUGUUCUGUAUUCUCAUCUAUCACUAAGCAUGGACACAGCCGGGAGUCACAGGACUGAGAGGAUAAUAAAUAUCACCCUGGAGAUCAUCUACCUGCUGACUGGAGAGGAUUACACAGUAGUGAGGAAGACAUCCGGUGAGUGUGAGACACCCAGCAGCCAUCCCCAUGUGUCAGGAGGACUGAGCAGGACCCAGAGCCCCAUCACGGUGCCUCCACCUCACUCACUGAUACAUGAGAGGCACAAUGAACAGAAGAUCCUGGAACUCACCAACAAGAUCAUUCAGCUGCUGACUGGAGAGGAGGGGGAGUAUAUAGAGGAACACAGGGGUGUGUACAAGGACAUGAUGAUGGAGAAUCACCGGCCCCUCACAUCACUGGGUAACAGGAGACUGUCAUGCAUUGUACAGGGGAGAGCAGAUGGGCCCAGUAACAGAGAUACCCCAGAGAGAUGUCCCCGUCCUCUGUAUUCCCAAGAUUGUACAGAGGAGAAUCACAGGAUCCCACAGGAGGAUCAGGUAGAACGUCUGUCUGAUAUUAAAACAGAAGAUACAGAGGGAGAAGAAGAGACGUAUGUGACUGAUAUGAAGGCAGAAGAUAUAGAGGGAGAAGAAGAGACGUAUGUGACUGAUAUGAAGGCAGAAGAUAUAGAGGGAGAAGAAGAGAUGUAUGUGAGGGGUGAUCAGCAAUGUAAGGAGGAGGAAAUCCCUACAGAUAUCAGCACAGCAGAUGGACACACAAGCAGGAAUAUCUCAGAAGGACAUCUAAUGUUAUCCCCGGAUUGUGAAAUAAAAGAUAAUGACAGUAGACAGGAUUCUCCAGGAGCUAAUCCCAUUACCCCAAUUAUACAUACAUCUCUAUCAGCUGUUCCCUCUGAUCCUGGGAAAUGUUCUCCUGAUCACUCUGAUAUUGGAGCAUCUGUUACAGCUCUGACAGUAGAUACAGUGUUUCCCUGUUCUAUAGAUGCCAAAUGUUUUACACAGAACACAAACCUUAUUACCCAUCAACCAGCUAAGGCAGAUGAGAGGCCAUUUCCAUGUUCUGAGUGUGGGAAAUGUUUUUCAUACAAAUCAGAUAUUGUUAAACAUCAGAGAAGUCACACAGGUGAGAAGCCAUUUUCUUGCUCUGAGUGUGGGAAAUGUUUUACCCUGAAAUCAAAUCUUGUUACACAUCAGAGAAGUCACACAGGUGAGAAGCCAUUUCCAUGUUCUGAAUGUGGGAAAUGUUUUACAUACAAAUCAGCUCUUGUUAUACAUCAGAGAAGUCACACAGGUGAGAAGCCAUUUUCUUGUUCUGAGUGUGGGAAAUGUUUUACCUGGAAAUCACAACUUAUUACACAUCAGAGAAGUCACACAGGUGAGAACCCAUUUCCAUGUUCUGAGUGUGGGAAAUGUUUUACAUACAAAUCAGCUCUUGUUACACAUCAGAGAAGUCACACAGGUGAGAAGCCAUUUUCUUGUUCUGAGUGUGGGAGUUGUUUUACCUGGAGAUCACAACUUAUUACACAUCAGAGAAGUCAUACAGGUGAGAAUCCAUUUCCAUGUUCUGAGUGUGGGAAAUGUUUUGCAUUCAAAUCACAUCUUGUUACACAUCAUAGAAGUCACACAGGUGAGAAUCCAUUUUCUUGCUCUGAGUGCGGGAAAUGUUUUACCUUGAAAUCAAAUCUUGUUACACAUCAGAGACGUCACACAGGUGAGAAGCCAUUUUCUUGCUCUGAGUGUGGGAAAUGUUUUGCAAACAAAUCAGAUCUUGUUAGACAUCAGAGAAGUCACACAGAUGAGAGGCCAUUUCCAUGUUCUGAGUGUGGGAAAUGUUUUACACGUAAAUUACAUCUUGUUACACAUCAGAGAACUCACACAGGUGAGAAGCCAUUUUCUUGCUCUGAGUGCGGGAAAUGUUUUACCUGGAAAUCACAGCUUGUUACACAUCAGAGAACUCACACAGGUGAGAAGCCAUUUUCUUGCUCUGAGUGCGGGAAAUGUUUUACCUGGAAAUUACAACUUGUUACACAUCAGAGAAGUCACACAGGUGAGAAUCCAUUUACAUGUUCUGAGUGUGGGAAAUGUUUUGCACACAAAUCAAAUCUUGUUACACAUCAGAGAAGUCACACAGGUGAUAAUCCAUUUACAUGUUCUGAGUGUGAGAAAUGUUUUGCACACAAAUCAAGUCUUGUUAAACAUCAGCGAAUUCACACAGGUGAGAAGCCAUUUUCUUGCUCUGAGUGUGGGAAAUGUUUUGUACAGAAAUCAAAUCUUGUUACACAUCAGAGAAGUCACACAGGUGAGAAUCCAUUUACAUGUUCUGAGUGUGGGAAAUGUUUUGCACACAAAUCAGAUCUUGUUAAACAUCAGCGAAUUCACACAGGUGAGAAGCCAUUUUCUUGCUCUGAGUGUGGGAAAUGUUUUUCACAGAAAACACAAAUUGUUAGACAUCAGAGAAGUCACACAGGUGAGAAGCCAUUUUCUUGCUCUGAGUGUGGGAAAUGUUUUUCACAGAAAUCAAAACUUGUUAAACAUCAGCGAAGUCACACAGGUGAGAGGCCAUUUCCAUGUUCUGAGAAAUAAGCUCAGGUGAGGAACCAUUUUAUUCUUCUGGAGUAAACUUAUCAUUGCUAUGUAACGUUCUUCAAGGUUCUUAUCCUAUCUCCCAUGCUUUUUGCAAUAUAUAUGCUACCGCAGGGUGAAACAA